This is a messenger RNA of Monosiga brevicollis MX1, 2937 nucleotides long. RefSeq lists its product as uncharacterized. The transcript has 14 exons. Bases 1 to 2937 code for a protein of 978 amino acids. Gene Ontology annotation, biological process: intraciliary transport involved in cilium assembly. The record is from RefSeq and is a predicted model, not a curated record. NCBI's taxonomy places the organism in Eukaryota, Choanoflagellata, Craspedida, Salpingoecidae.
AUGAAUGAGAGAGAGAGAGAGAGAGAGAGUUUGAGAGAGAGAGAGAGUUUGAGAGAGAGUUUGAGAGAGAGAGAGUUUGAGAGAGAGUUUGAGAGAAGAGAGAGUGAGAGAGUGAGAGAGAGAGAGAGAGAGAGAGAGAGAGAGAGAGAGAGAGUGAGAGAGAGAGAGAGAGAGAGAGAGAGAGAGAGAGAGAGAGAGAGAGAGAGAGAGAGAGAGAGAGAGAGAGAGAGAGAGAGAGAGAGAGAGAGAGAGAGAGAGAGAGAGAGAGAGAGUGUGAGAGAGAGAGAGAGUGUGAGAGAGUGUGAGAGAGAGAGAGAGAGAGAGAGAGAGAGAGAGAGAGAGAGAGAGAGAGAGAGAUGCUUGAGAGAGAUGCUUGAGAGAGAGAGAGUGGAUGCGGCGUUGCCGUCAUCGGCAUCGGCAUCGCGGCGUGCUUUGGUCUUGGCUCGCGACUCAGCCGGUGACUCGGAGCCACUUUCCAGCCCACCACAACCCGCACCUCGCCGAACGAUUUCGGGGCCCGAGCACUCACAACAGCUAGAGGUCACGCGCAGCAGUCGAGGGUCAGGUGGAUUCGAGAAUGACACCUUGGCAUCGCGUGCAAGCUCACAAGCAAACUCUGACAUGCAGCCUGAGAUGGACAGCCCCCCAGCAGGUGCCAAGCUCUUGCAUGAUAGACCAGAAGAUAAUGCGCCCUCAAGUGGGCUGGCGCGCCUAGCUGCCAUGAAGCGUGCGGCCGAGCGACGCCAUCAGCAACAACAACAGCAACAACAGUGCCAAGAAGAGGCAGAUGAUCGCGAGCUCUCGAGUGCGGAAUCAGAGGAUUAUGAGAGGAGUGUUGAAGAUCAAGACUCUGAAUCAGAUCCAGCACCAGCGCCGGCAUUACAGGAGCAUCAAGAGGUCAAGUUGUCAUCAAAGCCUUCUCAUCCUCAAAGACAACGCAGCAGCACAGCUCCAAAAGCUGGGCAAGGGACCGUUGACGACAUCCUGCGUCUUUUGCACGAUGCUUCCUCACCGAGCAACCUUGCCCUGUCUCCUGUACCCAUGGUGGCUGGACAAGAGCCUCGCCAUGCACAAGGUCCAGAUCAAUCAACGCCUGGAAGCGGAGCAGGCUCUUCACCGCAAGUGUUCGACCCGUCAGCCGCAGCUCCUCACAACCGCGAGCCAUUUGUCGACGAAUAUGGCAUACACGAGCUACUGGCAAGGCACGCUACAGAGCCUUCUAUCCAGUUCGAUCAGACGCCAGAGCGAUAUGCAACUUUGGCCUCGGGCGUGACCAACAUGGUUCGUCAGCAGCAGCAGCGUCUUGAGGAACAAAAUAAGCGCAUUCAUCACCUGGAACGGAUGCUCCAACAACACCAUCAACAGCAACAACGACAACGCAGAAAUGGUGCCGAUGAUGCUUCAGCAGGAAAGGCAGCAAUGGGGUCCGAGACCGUGGCAGAGCAUCAGGCUACUAUCAAGCGCCACUUGCAAUUUAUAGACCAACUUCUAGAAGAGAAGCGUGAUCUCGCAGAUCAAUGUGCUCAACUUGCUCAAACGGUGCAAGACAUGUCCAGCAAAGCCGAGCGCAAACUGACUGCGAUGGCUCAACAGCGCAAACAAGAACUGGCGCGAACUAAAGCGACUUUGAAAGAAGAAGAUCGACGCAAGCGAGAGCAUUGGAUUGCCAAGGAAAAACAAAAAAUAAAAGAGCUGACUAUAAAAGGCAUGGAGCCCGAACUUCAGCGAAUGUUGCGUCAGCACGACGCCGAGAUAUCGCGGUUGAAACAGUCGCACGUAGCCGAGUUGGAGCGCCUUGAGACAUCCCAUGCUGAAGCAUUAGUCAGGGAGCGUGAGGCUGCGCGCCGUGCCACCGAACAAGAGCGCGAACGAUAUCAAGAGCAGCAAUUGGCUGCUGUUCGAGAAAAGUACCAGUUACAGAUUCAGAAAGACGAACAAUACUACCAAGAACAGCGUCGCCAAUGGCAAGCAGAGCUUGAUCGAGUUCGUUCAGAUCACAACGUCGCUCUGCAGGCCGAACAAGCUCGCCAACAGGAGCAGAUGGAACGUUGGCGUCAAGAAGAACGAAUCACCACUGAGGCCUUGGUUGCAGAUUUGAAGGAACAACUGGCUCAGAAGCAGGAGGAGUAUGAGACAGCCCUGAGAGCCAAGGUUGAGCAGUUUCAGCUUGAAAAGCAGACUUGGGAGGACAUGAUGCAAAGAAAACAGGCACUGGAGGCUGCCCGCAAGGAGGAAGAAUUGCGGGAUCAAAUGCGGCUGCAACGCGACCGAGAAAUUGAACAAGUGGUCACUCGUUUGGCCGAGGAACAGAAACGACGGGAGGAUGAUUUGCGUGCUCAAUAUGAAAAGCAGCAACAGAAGCUGCAGAGACGAUACGAAGAGCAGCUCCGCGAUCUUGAAAAUGCCGAAGGCAAGGCUUUGGCUACAGUAUCCGACCACAAGCGCGCGGCAGCCACUCACGCCGAGCGCGUGCAAGAGUUGGAGGGAAGGGUCGAGGGUCUACAGUCUGCCAACGCCACAUUACACGACGAACUCAAAGCCCUUCGUGCGCAGGAGCAUGGCUUUUUAGAGACUGCGCGUGCAGAAUGCCAGGAUGAGCUAACAGCAUUGCGCUCACAGGUCACCUCACUCGGCCAGCAGCUGCUCGAAAGUCAGGUCGCUGCGUCUCAGCAGGUGACUCGAAUCCAAAGCCAGCACGAUGAGCAGCUUCAAGAUGUGAAGCGGCGGAUACAUGCCACUUUGGCAGAAAAAGAUGAGCGCUUGCAAAAUCUGUCCCAACAAAACCAAAGUUUACAGCGACGAUUAGCUGAGCUGACUCACCUUCUGGAACAAGUCCAACAUUUGGGAGCCGGUGAAGUUGCUCUAUCUAGUUCCGACCUAGCUGACGGCGAGGGCCACUCGGCCUCUGAUGGUCACGCGCCCGACUCUGCGCUCUAG